AUGAUCACCACCAAUUCGGUUUCAACCACACCAAUUUACAAACGUUGGCGUCGUCACAUCAUCAUCAUGCAAUCUGCAAUCCACCGACCUCUGGAGAAGGAAUUCCCACGAUUAUCAAAACCAUCAAUCUUCUUUGACCCCUCCAUGCUUCACUCAAUCUCUCGCGACUCUCUACCCAGAAAUGCUUUCUCAUCCCUAAUCGAAUUGAAAAUUUUACCUAAGCGACAAUUCGAAUCAUCACACAUCGAGCAUCGGGACCUUCCCAAACUACAAUUCCUCCAAAUAGAGAAUUUCUCCGGUACCAUGAAACUCGUCUCAGGAAUUAAUCUCCGCAAUCUGCAGCGACUUUGCUUGAUGGGGGCAAAUCAAAGGUCAUUUCCAAUUACAUAA
This is a messenger RNA of Saccharomycopsis crataegensis, 390 nucleotides long. RefSeq lists its product as uncharacterized. The coding region runs from base 1 to 390 and encodes 129 amino acids. NCBI's taxonomy places the organism in Eukaryota, Fungi, Ascomycota, Saccharomycetes, Ascoideales, Saccharomycopsidaceae. The transcript has a single exon. The record is from RefSeq and is a predicted model, not a curated record.